Molecule: messenger RNA, 4417 nt
Organism: Scophthalmus maximus (turbot)
Lineage: Eukaryota; Metazoa; Chordata; Actinopteri; Pleuronectiformes; Scophthalmidae
Gene: tmem8b
Product: transmembrane protein 8B
Exons: 13
Coding region: 1440-3662 (740 amino acids)
Cellular component (GO): plasma membrane
Source: RefSeq, a predicted model, not a curated record
AUUCUCCGGCGACACAAAGGGAGCGCGCCACGAAUUGGUACGAAAGCGUUCUCCUCCGGUGAGACAUCAAGGUGCUGUCAAAUUAUGCCCAUGAAACACAGCCGCCGUCUUUGUCAUGUACUUGUGUUUGUAUUUAUAACACUCAUCUAAGCGAUGCAAUGUGUUCUAGUGUGGCAAUCAACUGACUCACACCCCGCCCAACCCCCCGCUGGGUUGGCUGGUCUGCCCGCGCAGCUCGUGCAAGGUAAUAUGGCAGCUAACACCUGUCACUUGUUUCCGCUGCGUUCAUGUGCCGAGCCUUUCGAUGGAUGUAAUCCGAGGAUUGGACUUCGCGGACGCGUGGCGUGAUUGUGCGCGCUGGACACGCGCACAUCUCCCUCUCGGCCGGUUUGGAAAGAGAGUUGAAGUCUUGUGAUUACACGUUUCAGUGAUGUGGCUCGCGGCAGUUUUCCGGGCUCAAGGGGGAGGAAGGGAGGAAGCUCGUCAUCGCGGGCUUCAGACGGAGACACUGCCGCUACGCCUCUGUUCUGUUGACGAGGAUCAUAGUGCUCGUACUCGGGAUUGGGUCCAGUGGCAAAGCUCGGGAAGGCGGUUCGCCGGUCGUCUGGUACGUGCACUUUGGGUUCGUUGAAAUCUCCGGUCCAUCAUGGUCCCCAGAGGAUACAUUCCAAAGACUCCGUGACGUUUUUAUCUUGCUCCACCGAUUGGUGUCAACGUUUCUACAUGUUUUGUGAAAUAUCUUGACAUCUACUUGAGGGAUUAGCAGAAAAAAAAUCUGGCACAGACACUUAUGGUUUCCCAGAGGAUGAAUCCUUAUCACUUUCAUGAUCCCUUUUUUCUUUUAAUCCAGAUCCAUCAUCAGGUCAAAUUCUUUUUUUUAAUUUGUCCAGUGCUUUGGUUUAUGACUAAAUACCAUAGACUGUGAAUGAAUAUGGACGACGCAUCUCCACUUGGUAUGGCCAUGGUAUCAAGGUCCCACCGAUCAAAGCGCUCGUCAAUCUUUUUUUAUUUUAUCGCAUCAAAUAACUAAUUAAAACCAAACUUACCAGAACGUUUAACACUUUAACACGCAUCAGCGUUAUGAGAACAACAUAAAAUGGCGUGUGACUUGUACACUGAUUUCUUUCUAGUUUGGUCCGCAUGUCCUGUUUGCUAACAUGGAGGAGGCGGGGUUUGUGAUCAAGACCCAGGGCAGCCACCAGGGGGCGAUUCCAGAUGUUUUGGCUUCACUUUUAUGACGCUGUUAUUUCCAUGACAUUCCCAUAAAACCUCGGCUGUACUCUGUGUAUCGUGCUAAAUUACUAACACAUUGAAAGAAAGCGGGAAACCGAGAUUGCCUUUUUGUGACCGAAUACUUCACCCGCACGCCUCGAAAGCUGAACGCGUUCAACUCGUUCGCCAGUGUGGAACUGUUCCACUUCAAUGUGCCUGACGACACCAUGAUGGCCGUAUGGAACCUCAUCACCUUCAAGGAGCAGGGGGGCACGUUCGGAGACAGCUGCCCGAACCGCAACGUGACCGUGUACUUCAGGUCCGGGGCUCCGCCAGUAAUCAACCCCCUGUACACGAGCUUCCCCCGGGACACGGUCGUCCCGGGAUCCUUUGCGGUGACUCUGACCUGGUCUCUUCCGAACCGCACGACGGGCGCGUUCAACGUGACCAGCCCGCUCCCCGGGGACUGGUUCCUCGCGGCGCACUUACCCAAGGAUGAAGGCAAGAUCUCCGUCAAGGGUCUGUCUGAAGAAUGCCAGUAUCUGUUCCAACCGCAGCUCAUCGUCCAGAGGCUGAUUGGGAUUUCAGUGCUGUACCCUGGAUACUUCAUCGACCAGAUGAUCCCCAUCCAUAACAGAUCUGCACUUUAUAAAGUGUUCAUCCCCAAUUACGUGUCGAAGGUGAAGGUUCAGCUGGUGAACUGCAGCACCAGGAACAAGAGCAGCGACAGUUGCCCCGUGGUGCUGAAGAUAAGAGCCCGGGCGCCGCCGGUCCACAACUCGAGUGCCCUCGACUGCAGGGAGUGGAACCCUUGUGAGCUGGUCACGCCUGUCCCCGCCUGGGAGCAAUGGUACUACGUCCUGGUGGAGAGGUACCUCAGCAACUCCGACGUCUACUUCCGCAUCGGGGUGCAGGUCACGGAUUGCUCCAAGUCCAAUUUGUCCAAGGACCGCGCACCGCCCGGCUCCUCCAUGAACAUGCCUCAGUCUUUCGGAGUGGCGAUGGGCUUCUCGCUGUCCGAGACGCUCUCCGUGGCGACGCUGCCCAGCCUCGUGCCCAACGUCAGUCACCUGCACUCCUCCUCGGACGACAGCGUCGUUUACCUCGCCCCCACCGCCGACGCCAACAGGUGCUGGCCCAUCCGUCCGACUCUGCGCAACGAGCUGGACACCUUCUCCGUGCACUUCUACGUCUUCUUCGGCCCCAACAUAUCCAUUCCGCCGGACAGGGCGGCGGUGUUCGCCAUCAACCUGAUGCCCGUGUUGGACAGCGGAGGAGUCCUCAACAUGGAGCUCAAGCUCAACAUGUCUGCGCUGAAGGGAGCCAAUGUCACCGUGUUUGGCUGCCUGAAUCACGGGAUGCCUCUCUUCUUACGGGACCACUCGUCGCCGAAAUGUGAAUCAGAAUCGGAGGCCGGGUUUUUCCUUUCCGUGAACGGCUCUGCUAAUAUCACCAAGCUGAGGAUUCCCUACCCACAGACGGGCACCUGGUACCUCAGCCUGCGCUCUCUAUGUGGCACUGAGCAUGGAUUUGAGCCGUGCACCAAUGUCACAGCCGAGGUGUACAUGCGUGCAUACCUGACUCCCUGCAUCAAUGACUGUGGGACAUAUGGACAGUGCAAACUCCUGCGCACCAACAACUACCUUUACGCCGCGUGUGAAUGCAAAGCAGGCUGGGAUGGCUGGGGGUGCACCGACAACUCGGAGGCUUACUCCUACAGCUUCCAGCUCCUCUCCACCCUGCUGCUCUGUCUCAGUAACCUGAUGUUCGUCCCGCCCGUGGCCAUCGCCGUCCGAAGCCACUACCUGCUGGAGGCGUCCGUCUACAUCUUCACCAUGUUCUUCUCCACUUUCUACCACGCGUGCGACCAGCCGGGUAUCGUGGUGUUUUGCAUCAUGGAGUACGACGUCCUGCAGUUCUGCGAUUUCCUCGGGUCGCUCAUGUCAGUGUGGGUCACUGUCAUCGCUAUGGCCCGACUGAAGUCCAUCAUAAAACAGGUGCUGUAUUUGCUGGGGGCGAUGUCCCUGUCCAUGGCGUUGCAGCUGGACCGUCACGGCCUGUGGAACCUGCUGGGACCAAGCCUGUUCGCUCUGGGCAUCAUGGCCGUGGCGUGGACGGUGCGCACCAUCCGCCGGCGGCGCUGCUACCCGCCCACCUGGAAGCGCUGGGUGUUCUUCCUCUUCCCGGGCACCAUGAUCGCCACGUCCGCCGUGGCCCUCUACGCCUUCGUGGAGACGGAGGAGAACUACUUCUACAUCCACAGCAUCUGGCACAUGCUGAUCGCGGGCAGCGUGGGCUUCCUGCUGCCGCCCCGCGCCAAGACCGACGCCAAGGUGACCCCGCUGAAGCGCCGGCGGGGCUGCGGCUAUCAGCUGUGCGUGAACGAGCACGAGGAGCUGGGCCUGGUGGACCCGGCCAUCAUCUCCAUCAACAGCAUCUGCACCAGCUGAUAAACUCCCAGCCUUUUUACCUUAGAGACACUCCAUUGCCUUCUUUUACUUGGGAAAAUUCAUACACGGGAAAUUAAGCCACAGAACUUGAAAAAGUGAUGUAAAUACUUUAACGUGACACAUUGGAGUUCUUUUUAUUGUUUCUGUUGUUAUUGUUGUCAUUGUAAUUGCUAUCGACACAACUGUAAUUAUUAUACUCUAUAGUUAAAGUUGUUCUGAGGAAUUGUGGGUGUACAGUGACACAAUGUUUGUGAAUAUUUAAAGUCAAAGCUGGAACACUGCUGCUAUCUGACGGUGACUGUACAACUGCUUCUGUUGGUUAUUUAUUGGUGGUCUCUCGAACAGGCCAGUUAUUUUACUGUCGGGACACAGGUCGGGGGGGCACAUUUAUCAAGGGCACGGCUUUUUCUGAAAUUCUUUUGGAAUAUAUCUUUUGCACUGAGACACACAAAAAUGUUGUUCUGUAAAAUUUUAUAACAAUACGGACUACAGCGGGCAUCACAAAUGUAAAAACCUAGUCGUCGUGUGGAAUGUUAGACUGUCCUUUUUGCAAUGUUAUCGCUUUUACACAAACGUGCUGAUUGUUCUUUUAAUGGGAACUAUUCCAAAGUCCAACUGCCUGUUGAGAAGAGGCGAGGAGCGGGAGGCAGGAUUUACUUCACAGACCUCAAACCAAGACCUCACCUCCCUGUUCCUUUUUCUGACAGGACCUGUGACACCACAUUCAUAAACAAUAAAUGUUUUUUUCUUUCUUU